Molecule: messenger RNA, 1516 nt
Organism: Syngnathoides biaculeatus (alligator pipefish)
Lineage: Eukaryota; Metazoa; Chordata; Actinopteri; Syngnathiformes; Syngnathidae
Product: serine/threonine-protein kinase pim-2-like
Exons: 7
Coding region: 555-1241 (228 amino acids)
Biological process (GO): protein autophosphorylation; negative regulation of apoptotic process; regulation of mitotic cell cycle
Cellular component (GO): cytoplasm
Molecular function (GO): ATP binding; protein serine/threonine kinase activity
Source: RefSeq, a predicted model, not a curated record
CUGAUGAGUCUGUUGUGGCUCUUUGCUGCAGGAGCAAAAUUUGUGGCUCUUUAUUUUCUAACUGGUUGCCCUCACCUGGUUAUUUGUAAACAGUGAACUUUGUGUACGUGAGCGAGUGCGUGUUUGUGUACGCGCGUGCGCGUGUGUGCGUCAUACGACUCUUUGUACCUAUAAAUAGUUGAUGCAGCUAAAAUGGAUGCCCUUCCUUAUUUGGCACUUAUUGGUAAAUUUUGUCGGGUGACCACCAAUCCGGGAAACGCUCUCGAAUCCUUUGGUCGCCUGAGCAAAAUUACGACCACAUAAAUUGACAUGCAGACUUCGUCUACAGUAUUAGCAUCUUUCGGACUUAUCCUCUUCAGACCCCCAAUAAGAAGACAAGAUGGCUGCGUUCGUUCCAGCUGCUGGGAACACUUUCGAGCUCACUUCUGGAACAAUGACCUUUUGUUUAUGGUGUGAGCAGAGAAAAGAUCCAGCAAAAGUACGAGAGGUUGUCACUGAUCGCGAAAGGAGGCAAUGGAGAAGUCUAUAGUGGGAUCAGAAAGACGGAUGGCUUGAUGGUCGCCAUCAAAAUCAUCCCAAAGAGAACGGUGCGGACGUGUUAUUUUUUAGAUGGCAACUAUCUUGAGGUCCCCUUUGAGGUGAUACUCAUGCAAAAAAUCGGACAAAGAAAAGGCAUUAUUUCUCUUUAUGACUGGUACAAUCUGGACCAAGAGAUUGUACUGGUGCUGGAGAGACCAGUGGCCUGCAUGGAGCUCUUUGCAUUCAUCCUGGAAAAUGGCCAAAUGGACGAAGCACAAGCUAAGAACAUCUUUAAGCAGCUUGUUGAUGCAGCAGUCACGAUGAACGCUGCAAAUGUCUUCCAUCGUGACAUCAAAAUGGAAAACGUCCUCAUUGACACCACGUCCGAGGUCCCUCGAGUCUGGAUCAUCGAUCUCGGAAACGGCUGCUUUGGGACCGCCUUGCCGCACAAGAACUUCAUUGGAACCUCUGGAUUUGCUCCUCCAGAGGUUGCUGCGUGUGGGGAGUACAAGGCCACCCCCACCACAGUUUGGCAGCUCGGGAUUCUGCUCUAUGAAAUCCUCCAUUGUGCUCGUUUUGAAUCGGAGGAUUUCUUCCUGGAGAGAGAAAUUGACUCAAGGCUCUCUCAUACCUGUCAAGAUCUCCUGAGCGCAUGCCUGACAAGAGACCCCGACGCCCGUGCCACUCUGUCGCAGCUUCAGCAGCACCCGUGGUUCCACUGAGGCUGCACGGAAGACCUCAGAUCAUCCUAUUUUAUUCAUGAAAUUCAUCAAAUGUAUAUAUUCCUGUAUAAAGAUUUUAAACCGUGACUACAUGCUUCAGUUACUUGACACCAUUUUUAUACCAUAAUGUUCCAUCUGACUUUAGGGUUUUGUUACAUUUAGACUUCAUAUAAAAGUGUGAACUGAGAACUGUUGAAGAAUGUGCAUUGUAAAUAUUGUGUGUUACAUAUGGUAUGUCAGACAAAACCACAAAUAAAGUAAUGUUUUUACAUUUA